AUGGAGGAGGUGGACUCCCGGUCGCCGUCCCCACACAAGGCAGUGGACUCCAGCCCCGCCAGCUGCGCAGCCCUGCCGUCUCCCCCACUCCAGCAGGAGCCUCCGCCGUCCCCCCUGCCCGAGGAGCUGUCCCCCGGCGAGGGCGACAACUCAGCCUUCAACGGAGAGCUGGACCUGCAGCGCUACUUCAAUGGGCCGGGGCCCGCGCUGGGGGCAGGCGGGGGGCGCAAAGCCCGGCCCUACCCCUGCGCCGUCUGUGGCAAGCGCUUCCGCUUCAACAGCAUCCUAGCACUCCACACGCGGAUUCAUGCCAGCGAGACCCCCUUUACCUGCCCCUACUGUGGGCACCGCGCUGCCCAGCGCGGCCUCCUGCGGCUCCAUCUCCGCUCCCACCGCCCUGAGGCCUGCGCCCGCCUCAGCCACCAGAGCCGCCUGCUGCUGGAGCUGGAGGAGCGGGCGCUGCUGCGACGGGGCCCGCCAGCCGCCAGCGAGGGGGAGGAAGAAGAGGAGGAAGAGGAGGAGGAGGAGCCCCCCCCGCUGCCUAUCCCCCCACCAGCCCCGCCCCCUGCCCCCCCGUCACCCCCACCGCCGCUGCCUCCCCCCAGCUUCCGCUGCCCCUUCUGCAAAGGCAAGUUCCGGACGGUGGGAGGUGGAGCUGCAGCGGCACAGCCGGGAGGCCCACGCCCCCCCGGCGCCCCCAGCCCCUGCGGCGCCGCCCCCGCCGAGUUCCGCUGCCAGGUGUGCGGCCAGGCCUUCACCCAGUCCUGGUUCCUCAAGGGGCACAUGCGCAAACACAAGGACUCCUUCGACCACAAGUGCCAGGUCUGCGGGCGCUGCUUCAAGGAGCCCUGGUUCCUCAAGAACCACAUGAAGGUGCAUCUCAGCAAGCUGGGGCUGAAGGGGGAGCGGGGUGCGGCCGUGCCGGCGGCCGGCGGGAAGCCCAAGGCGCCUCGGGGGCUGCUGCUGGGCUACGAGGCACUGUACCCUGCCUUCCUGCCGCCCCCGGACAAGGCCGAGCAAGGCUCCUUCCUGGGCUACUUGGAGCUGCGCCCGCCGGGCGAUGCCAGCUGCGCCGAGCGGCUCCAGGCCACGGCCCGCGCAGUGGAGAGCGGGCAGGAGGCGGUUGCCCAGCUGUGGGGCGAGCGCCGGCGGCACAAUGGGGGUGAGGCGGCCAGGGAGGAGGGUGGCGCCGGCGUGGGACAGCACCGCUGCCCCGACUGUGCCCGGGCCUUCGCCACGUACCAGCAGAUGGCCCUGCACAGCCGCAGCCACCGGCCCCAGGAUGGUGACUGGGCCAGGGGACGGGCCCUGGGGGCGCUGGCCUCACUCCAUGCGGCAGCGGGACACGGGCUGCCCACGGACGGCGGGGGUGGCUCCAACACAGGCACCGGCUGGGGCACGGCCCUACCCAGCCCGGGGAUACAGGAGGAAAAGGGGCUGCGCAGCGGUGCCCUGCGUCCGGAUGGGAGCCGUGGCACGUCAGGCAAAGACUGUCCUUACUGCGGGAAAACCUUCCGCUCCUCCCACCAUCUCAAGGUGCAUCUGCGCGUCCACACAGGCGAGCGCCCGUACAAGUGCCCACACUGCGACUACGCUGGCACCCAGUCCGGCUCUCUCAAGUACCACCUGCAGCGCCACCACCGUGAGCAGAAGAACAGUGCUGGCGCAGGCGCGGCCGGGGCCUUGGAGCCACGGGGCCGCACCACUCCCAGUGCCCCCGCCAAGCCGCCCACCUUCCCGCCGGAGCUGCUGCUGCAGGCAGCCGAGAAGUACCGCGGGGCUUUCCUGCCGCAGGCCUGGGGCACGGCCAGCCAUGAGCCCCCGGCCCGGCCAUCCCGCCGCAAGCCGGCCUGCACUGGCCGAGCCCUGCGCAAUGGCCGGGCCGACUUUGAGCCGCUGGACCUGUCGCUGCGGCCGGCGCUAGAGGGGGUGCCACCUGGUGAGCUCACCCUGCACCGAUGUCUCUUCUGCCCCUUUGCCACCUCCGCUUCUGAGCUCAUGGCUCUGCACCUGCAGGUCCACCACAGCCGCAAGGCCCGGGGGCGCCGCCCUGUCACGGCCCCCCCCGCACGGCCCCAUGCCUGCCUGGGGCAGGACGGGGAGCAGCCCCCACCACACCCCCAGGAUGAGGGGCCUGGAGUUGGGGAGGAGCCCCCCACUGCCGUGGCCCACAUGUCCCAACAGCCCCCCGGAGCUCCCAUGGACACGGAGCCGAGUGAGAGGCAAGGGGAACUGGAGCUGGUGCUGGCUUGAGGCAGCAGAGCAGCCAGCUGGGGGCCCUGCUCUCCCCACGAGGCCUGGAGACCCCAGUGUCUGGGAGGGGCAGGGACAUGACCCCCCAAGUCCUCCCACUAGUGGGGCAAGGUGGACGCAGGGGCCUGUAGUGUAGACAUGAAACACUAACACUGGGCGGGAGAACUCGCUAGAAAGUAGACUCAUAGGGACAGUGAGCCAGCAGGGGAGGGAAGCCGCGAGGGGGCAGAGAGUUGGGGGACAGAGAGCCACUGAUGGGGGAUAUGCCUGGUGAGGGCAGAGAACCAUGGGGAGUGGACAGCCCCUGCUGCCCUGCACCCGCUCCAGCCCCACUGGCUGGCAGGGGGCACUCUGGGUGUAGUGGGGUGCUCUGGCUGGCCGGGGGCUGAGUCAGAGUGCCCUGGCUGGCAGGGGCCGGUGGCUGGCAGGGGGCUGUGGUGGGGUGCUCUGGCUAGCGGGGCGCUCUCCCCUGGGGUUGUGGUGGUAGUUUCCUAGUGUCUGUAGACGUCUGCGUUGUUGAUUCCAGUGUUGUCGUGCUAACAGAGGCCCUGGCGGAGGCUGUGGGUCGAUGCGGCUCUGGGACACGGAGUGCUGCCCACGAAGCGGGCCGAGCAGGGGCAGCCGUGUCCUGGGGAGGGCCAUGUCCAUGGAAGGGUCCCUGGGUGGGUGAGUGUCCACACCCUGGCCUUGUCUCCAUGGGGACUCAUGCUGUAGCGUGGUCUCCGUGGUGAUCGUUGUGUGGCCUCCCUCCUGUGGCCGCCGGUGCUCGGCGCUGUGGCCUCGUCUCCAUGGUGAUCGGUGCCAUGGCCUUGGCCCCGUGGCGAUGGUUGCUGUGGCAGCUGGACGAUCCGUAGAGUUCUCUAUUUUUUUUAUUCUUUUCUUGUAGAAAAUUCGAAACAGGAAAUAAAAAGAAAAAUGAA
This is a messenger RNA of Chrysemys picta bellii (western painted turtle), 3173 nucleotides long. Lineage: Eukaryota; Metazoa; Chordata; Testudines; Emydidae. The record is from RefSeq and is a predicted model, not a curated record.